Molecule: messenger RNA, 618 nt
Organism: Diatraea saccharalis (sugarcane borer)
Lineage: Eukaryota; Metazoa; Arthropoda; Insecta; Lepidoptera; Crambidae
Source: the annotation of a GenBank genome assembly
AUGAACGCUAAAUUAAUAGAGUUGAUUGAUGAAGAUUUUAAAAAUUUAUAUCCAGGAAAAGAAAAGGAAUUCGAAAAUAAGUGGCAAAAGUUUUUUUAUAAACUGAUAGAAUUAAAAAAAUCAGAAAUAAGAACUGAUGAUUGUAAAGAAAAAUUAUUAACUUCACUAUCUUCUAUGACAGAUGAUGAGCAUAAAAUUCCAUCGCAACUAAGAUUGAUGAUUCAUUUGGUGCCCCCUAAAGGCAGGAGCAGUCAAAAAAAGAAGUUUUCUAUUCAAGAAUGUAUGGAUAGUCUUAUAAUAAUAGUAGAAAAUCCUGGGGAUCUCACAAAAACCAUAGAAGAUCAAAAAAUAAAAGCAAAAAAGUUCCCUGUUCAACCAUAUAUAAUAUUAUUAGGCAGCCUACAGGACGUCAAGCAAUUGUACUUAGUGAUAGAUGAAAUAAGAAUGUCGCGACCGGUGAAUGAUAAAAUUAUCAAGGCUUACCUGCAGACUCUAGAACACUCUGAAGAUGAGAUGGAACCUUCUGAAGUCGAGAAAGUAGAUGAAGAAACCUGCUAUGUUAACAACCGUUUAGGCGCGAUUGGUCCAAUCGUGAAAAAAUUACAAAUUCGCGAUUAG